This is a messenger RNA of Eublepharis macularius, 2054 nucleotides long. RefSeq names its product calcium voltage-gated channel auxiliary subunit gamma 3 (gene CACNG3). The record is from RefSeq and is a predicted model, not a curated record. Gene Ontology annotation, molecular function: voltage-gated calcium channel activity; channel regulator activity. Lineage: Eukaryota; Metazoa; Chordata; Lepidosauria; Squamata; Eublepharidae. Gene Ontology annotation, cellular component: postsynaptic density membrane; AMPA glutamate receptor complex. The transcript has 4 exons. The coding region runs from base 208 to 1158 and encodes 316 amino acids. Gene Ontology annotation, biological process: postsynaptic neurotransmitter receptor diffusion trapping; positive regulation of synaptic transmission, glutamatergic; regulation of AMPA receptor activity.
GCCCCGGAGCCAGGCUGGCGCUCGGGAAUGGCUCUCCGGCGCCGCGCCGGCCCUCAGCCUCGGAGCCCCUCCGCGCGGGCCAGGAAGAAGGCGGCUGAGAAGGGCCUGAGCAGCCGGGGCGCCUCUCGGGGGCUCCGGCGCCGGGGCUGAGCGGCGCCCGCCCGGCCGCCCCCUGCCCGCCCGCCCGCCCGGGGGCCAUGCGUCGCCAUGAGGAUGUGUGACAGAGGCGUCCAGAUGCUGGUCACCACCCUGGGCGCCUUCGCCGCCUUCAGCCUCAUGACCAUCGCGGUGGGCACGGACUACUGGCUCUACUCCCGCGGCGUGUGCCGGACCAAGUCCCUCAGCGACAACGACACCAGCCGCAAGAACGAGGAGGUCAUGACCCACUCGGGCUUGUGGAGGACCUGCUGCCUGGAAGGGACCUUCCGGGGAAUCUGUAAGCAAAUUAACCAUUUUCCGGAGGAUGCUGACUAUGAACAGGAUGCAGCAGAGUAUCUUCUGCGUGCCGUGAGAGCUUCCAGCAUCUUCCCCAUCCUGAGCGUGGGUCUUCUGUUCUUCGGGGGUCUGUGCGUGGCAGCCAGCGAGUUUUACAAGAGCAAACUCAACGUCAUCCUGAGCGCAGGGAUCUUUUUCGUGUCGGCUGGACUAAGCAACAUAAUUGGGAUUAUAGUUUACAUCUCGGCAAAUGCCGGGGAUCCUGGGCAGAGCGAUUCCAAGAAGAGCUAUUCCUACGGCUGGUCCUUCUACUUUGGGGCCUUAUCAUUCAUCAUCGCCGAAAUGGUAGGGGUCAUUGCUGUCCACAUGUACAUUGAAAAGCAUCGCCAAAUCCGAGCCAAGUCUCAUUCGGUGGCACUGCUGAAGAAGUCCACCUUUGCACGUUUGCCCACCUAUCGGUACCGGUUCCGAAGGAGAUCCAGCUCCCGUUCCACAGAACCCCGGUCAAGGGAUUUGUCUCCCAUUGGCAAAGGCUUCAACACCAUCCCGUCCACUGACAUCUCCAUGUUUACCUUGUCAAGAGAUCCCUCCAAGGUGACUAUCGGAACACUGCUCAACUCAGAGAGGGAUCAUGGGUUUUUACAGAUUCACAACUCCCUCCCCAAAGAGUUCAAAGAGUCACUGCACAACAACCCUGCCAACAGACGAACCACUCCAGUCUGAGGCCAGACGUGUCCCUGGGUGGCCAAGGGUUCUGGGUACCGUGUACAGAGGUCUGUGGUUGAGACUGCAUGACGCGAUUCCCCUUCCCCCUAGUGAUGGUGUAACCAAUCUAACUGUUGUUGUUGUUCAAGAAGAAGCCUCAGUGGGCUCCCUGCCCCGGGGGCGGCUGGUGUUUUUGGAACCCUAGAUUGCCACGUGCUAGCCUGAGCCACUGGGGCUUGGGACGGACAACGUGCGGGUCUCCCGCGUUCUGCACCCCUGAGUCAAGGACGGACAUUGAACUUGGCUGCCUACACAGUAAAAGGUGUGCCCAGUGGACUCGCGAGAGGGUGACUUCUUGGCAGUUCCGCCAAGGAGCUAGAACUGGCUGUGUCCACACAACUUUCUGCACUGCCCGGAGAUGCCGUUUGUGUGGUGUGUUAACCCAAAAGUAGUGCACCUGGGAAAUCUUUGAGCAGGAAACGGUGAACUUGAGAGCAUGUAAGGAGGCUGUGCCCUGGCUGUAUGGAACAGUGUCGAGGCUCAGGAGGGUCUCUGUUCAUGUCUGCAUGCGUUCAAUAGCGUGGGAUCCAGUUUCUUUCCACAGGACUGGAAGACACGCCCCUUAGACGUGGCUACUGUUUAUGGAAGGGCUCUUCCAAUUUCACACUGAGGACUCAGGCAGAAGCCCCUUUCCUCCAUUUCCACCAAGGUGCUGGUAACUGCCACCUGCCCACGGGCCAACUUUUAAGUAGUCCCUGAAAGGAGCCCAGGUGCCCACCAGGGGACGUCCAGCUGCACCGGAGGAGUCUGGCCUGACAACCCUAAACAUCGAGCCUGUACGGACGGGGGAUCUCCCGAGUAUUGGAAAGGGCGAAGGAAAGCACGUCUCCCAAUAAAACACACUUGGAUCGGCA